CUUACAUCCGUGGACAGUACACUCGAAUAACCACCAUUAAAAUCACAAAAAUAACUAACUUCUUAACUAAACAAACCGUUAAAAAACAAUAACAAACAAAUUCUAUUCUAAAUUCAAAGUCAAAUAAUUUAUUUAUUUAUGACGCGUUAUAUUAUUCAUAAUUCAAAUACGUUCGAGAUUUAAAACCGAAAAAUUCAAAUUAUCAAAUAAAGAAUGGGUGUCGGUUUCAAUUUGUGACAAAAUUACGUGGCGGCCAGUGUUUUUUUAAUGAGACACGUCAAUAAUUUAACAUCUUUAUAGACCCGUUAUCAGAUUUUUAAAUAAUAAUAUGUAUGCAUAAAAUCGUUUUUACGGUUUUGGUAGAAGCGGCUACUUAGUUGCAUAACAGUUUUGUGUUAAUACCUUACAAAUAGCAGUUAAUAGAUCGAAAUUUUCGUAUGAAUGAGUGAUUCAGUGUCGGCAAAGAUGCGCAGGAGUUUGCAUGUUUCCGAGAUCGCGUAGUGUUGUGUCUGUGCAGUGUUGUGCAUAAUGAGUGUUCCAAAUUUAAGUAUUGAUCAAAUUACAGAGAUCGAAGCGGCAGAAGCAUGCAAAUGGCUAAGGGCUGCCGGCUUCCCGCAGUAUGCGCAGAUGUACGAAGAUCUGCAGUUUCCAAUAGACGUGUCAGGAGUUCAGAACGACCAUCCGUUCUUAGACGCAGAUUCUCUUCAGUCACUGUUCAGGCGUCUCACAGCGCUCAACAGAUGCGCCAACAUGAAAUUAGAACAUCAUCAUCAUCAGAAGAGAUCGAACGACUCUGACGAUGAGCAAUGCGCUUUGAGCGACAAAUGGCAGUAUGAGAGGAAGUCGCGGCGAUGGUCCAGGGUGGUGGAGAUCACACCGCAGGCACAGAGGCGGUUGCAGGUAAUAGCAGCUCGAGCAUUAGCAGAAAGAGAAGCAAGAGAGGCAAGAGGAGAAGUAGAAGAUGAUGAAGAUGAAACUCUUCCCACCAUAAGAGUGGGGCUUGUAGAUCCAGAGGGAAACUACACUGAUGUUGAACCAGAUCUACUAACAGUACCAGGCCAAACAAUGAUACAGUUACCAAGUGACAAAGAGGAUGAAGAGGAAACCGGUACUCGCUUCCGAAGAACUGGCUCCGAGAGACUAAGAGACGGUGCCAAAGCGUUACUCAGAAGAGUAGAAUCCCUCAAAACGAGAAGAAGAAAACGGCAGAACCGAACAGAAGUGAUCGUAUCUUCUCCCCACUUCCUGGACGUGCAACAAGACAAAUAUGCUGAUCUGAGCUAUAUUGACAUGACUCCUACAACACCAACGGCCUUUCCUUUCCCUGAUUUCCAUAGUUCCCCUGUACACGCUCCUGCCAUCAGAACCCAACCACCGUCACCCAUGACAGUCAUGCCACCUUCCCCAAUCGCUCCUUUAGAACAAUCCUUUGUCCUAAAUGCCCCGUUUGGUGAUGACAGUUCCAGUUACGCAUCAGAUGGAAGUAUGGGGUCCAGUAAUAAGAGUUCUAAGUCCAAACUAGGAAGGGCCAAGAGAAUCUUCCAUAGAGGGAUUAAGAAUGAUGAUUCUAGUGCGCUUAGUGAUUCUGAAUGCCAACCAGCCAGUUGGAGACAUAAUUAUUAUAAGGACCAUAAUACUCAUCAGAAUACUGAGGUCUACGUGGAGCCUCCUUCACCAGUGGAACUGAAACCAGACCCUGAAAUACUCAGAGAAGUUCAGAAAUCACCAGGUCACACUCAUCACCGACGGCAGGCUAUAAGGACCAGCUCGCUCAAUUUAGGGAGUGAUGGCAAAAAGUUUCGUGAUAGAAGUCUGAAGAGGGAUAAAUCGGCAUCCAGAAGUUCUGAGCUGGAUAGCAGCCCCAACUCUGCGGGAUCCAGGUCUCAUGAUGGAGACCAGGAUGAUGACGAUGACAGUCUAGAUAUUAAGAGCAAGAAAAACAAUAUUCAGCGAUGGUAUUCAUUCAGGACGAAUGCUCUCAACGGAGGACCUAAAGCUAAUAACACUUUGACACCAACCCCUAACCAAAAGGACCCGGAUUCGUACCUAUCUCGACCGAUGUCCUCGCUCUCGUGUGGACAACUCCAUAUCCUGAGGAAGCUGGCACUCCUUCGCCUGACAGCCUGCAUGGAACGGUACUGCCCCUCACACAAGUCUGGCUGGAAUUGGGAGCUACCCAAACUGAUUAGAAAGAUCAAGACUCCUGAUUAUAAAGAUAAAACAGUAUUUGGAGUACCUCUAACGGUGUCACUCCAAAGGACGGGGCACGCGUUGCCAAAGCCGAUACAAUGCGCUUUGAAUUGGCUGAAAAACAAUGCUUUAGAUCAGAUGGGUAUAUUCCGAAAGGCAGGAGUGAAAUCAAGGAUUGCAAAACUGCGGACGACCGUAGAGGCAGCUGGUGCAUCAAAUGCGAGCUUUGCUAUAGAAAAUAUAAACACUAUAGACCCAAACCAAUCUAGUCUGAAUUUUGAUGGGGCUCAAGCACACGAUGUCGCUGAUAUGGUGAAACAAUACUUUAGGGAGCUACCUGACGCGUUACUCACAAAUAAACUGAGUGAGACGUUCAUUGCUAUAUUCCAACAUGUUCCUGAGCCAUUAAGACCGGAUGCAGUGCAAUGUGCACUACUUCUGUUGCCAGAAGAACAUUUAGAGGCGUUGCAUUCAUUGUUGAUAUUUUUAGCAGAGGUAGCAGAACAUUCAGCAGUAAAUCAGAUGACAGCAUCAAACCUGGCUGUCUGCUUAGCCCCUACGUUGUUGAGGCUGCAUCAUGCGCCACCACAAACUGGUAGCACCAAGGAAGGAAAUUCUAACAGAAUGGUAAUCGAGAGCGUAGCAGAUCAACGUCAGAUCAGCGAGAGUCGAGCAGCACAUGCGUGUCUCCUACUCCUCAUCCAGAAACACCAACAGCUGUUCCUAGCACCGGCUGACAUGCUGGCCAGGUGCAAGUUCAACUACUUCGAAGAGAGUGUUCCGGUUGCUCUAGAAGAAUUGGGCGCAGAUUUCAACCAAGACUGGAAAGGUUUCCAACAAGCCUGCAUAAAAGCUUUACUUAAAGAAGCCAAAGAAAAAACACGUGGAUGGAUGUCAGUGUCAGGGGCCGCUCCUCACGUUGAACUGUGUUGUAAGAAAGUUGGUGAUGGACAUCCGUUAAGGUUAUGGAGAGCGACUACAGAUGUAGAAGCGCCACCACAGGAGGUUAUGCAGAGGAUACUUCGAGAGCGGCAUAUUUGGGACGAUUCAUUGGUAAAAUGGCGCGUCGCUGAAAAGCUUGGCACUAACGCUGAAGUGUUCCAGUACGUCACGGCCUCAAGCAUAAAUCUACCUUCACGAGAUUAUUGUGUAUUACGAUCAUGGCAGCAGGGUGGCGGUGGCGGUGGUUGGUGUGCAGUAGCCGAGACAUCAGUAGCACAUGCAUCAGCCCCACCGAGUACUGCACGUGGACCGGGAGGUUCCCCUUCUGUGUCACGAGGAGUCGUGCUCGCCUCGCGGUACCUCGCACAACCCGCCGGCAAGGGACGCAGCAGACUAGUCCAUCUAGCCAGAGUUGAUACCAUGGGUCGAACGCCAGAAUGGUACAACAAAUGCUACGGCCACAUCUGCGCUCUAUACCUGGCUAGAAUCCGAGCUUCCUUCAAACACAAUACCGAAGGUCCCGAGUCGAAUGUAUGAUCCAAGCAUUCCACUUAAGUCGGCACCGAAAUUUGGAACCGACUUAAGUUGGCGUUUAAGACGUCAUUGUAAAUAGGUUCAAAAUGGAAUCUUAUCUAUAAUGGAAUAAAAUGGCUAUUCGCCCAAAAUUGGAUUGGGUACGGAUGUACCUUUACUCCUUGUAACAUUUCAAUUGAUAAAUUAAAUGGGAUAUUAAUAUAUUUAUGUAGAUAUUAUUAUCUUUUAUUGAGA
Molecule: messenger RNA, 3900 nt
Organism: Spodoptera exigua (beet armyworm)
Lineage: Eukaryota; Metazoa; Arthropoda; Insecta; Lepidoptera; Noctuidae
Source: the annotation of a GenBank genome assembly